UGUAAGUAAGAGAGCGUGUGCACGAGAGAGAGAGAGAGAGAGAGAUUGUCUGUGUAUUUUUGUCAUGUUGUAUUAUGCUCUCAGCUCAUGAUCAGAUUAUUAGACCUGAUGUGUGCGCAAACUGGACUUUUCUAAGAAUGAAGGAGCGAGCGCACGCACCUGUGUCCAGCGGGAUGUGACUGCAUACAACCAUCACAGUCCCCUCUUGGGUCCUGACAUGGUUCUGUACUGUAUGACCAAGUGUUGGUUGCCAUGGUACCCAGAACCCUACAGGAAAGCUGUUUGCUAUUGCUAACAAUAGACUCACCCUGCCCCGCCCAAGUGCUGCCAUCAGCCAAUCAGACUCCAUGGAAAACUCCUCCUCCUUGUCAUGGUGGGAAAACAGCAGCUCGUUGGUGCUCAGAACUCUCUGGGUGACUCCCACUACUCAGGUAACAGAGCAGGGCGUGGUGGGGCAGGAAGUUGGUGGGCAUGUCCUGAGCGUGCCACUGCAGGUGUUCUUUAGCGUGGUGAUGGUGUGUGUGUUGUUGUUGGCACUGUGCGGUAACGCGGUGGUGUGUGUGAUGGUUUACCGCCGCGCCGUCAUGCGCUCCGCCAUCAACUUCCUGUUAGCCAAUCUCGCCUUUGCCGACAUGGUGCUGGCGGUCACAGCCAUGCCCUUCGACCUGGUCACCUUGGUGACGGCACAAUGGCCGUUUAGCUCCACCCUCUGCCGGACAUCGGCCAUGUUCUUGUGGCUGUGCAUGUCGGUGGGCGUGGCCAUGCUGUUGGUGAUCAGCAUGGAUCGUUUCCUGAUCAUCGUACGGAGAGAGGAUCGCCUGACACCACACCGUGCCAAGAUCCUCAUCGCCGCCUCCUGGAUCCUGGCUUUUUUCCUGGCUUUCCCACUGUUUCUGGGAUACCCGUCGCUGCAGGUACCCCCAAGUGCACUCCAGUGCAUACUCACCUACUCCCCUGACAGUGGUUACCAUGGAUACGUGGUGGUCCUGGCCCUGUUCACCUUCUUCAUGCCAUUCACCGUGAUGGCAUUCGCAUUCGGCAUGAUCCUGAGCUCCAUUAGACACAAUGCGCUUCGGAUCCGUUGCGACUCUGCUCUCUCCCUGUCUAAACCCCGCCCCCUCCACCUGAGCGUGGACGUUGGCUUUAAGACGCGAGCAUUCUUCACCAUCCUGCUGUUGUUUGUGUUAGCGCUCGCCUCGUUGGCACCCCUGGUGGUGUUCAGCCUGUGUGCGGUGUUCAGCAGUGCUGUGUAUAGUGGGGCAGGGCUUUUCCAGGUCAGCGCCUGGCUGCUGAUCCUCAGCUUCCUGCGCCCUGCCCUCAACCCACUCAUCUACUACUGCCGUAUCAGGAAGUUCCGCCUUGCCUGUGCCCGCUGGGUGCCCUCCCUCUGCAGACUCCGCCCACCUCUGACCAGCAGUGCCCAGCGCAGAAUCCAGCCCAGUGCUGUGUACGCCUGCAGUGACCAUCGCUCCAGCAUCUGAAACACACACGCACACAAUACACGCACACAAAAUAAAAAAAUAAGAGACCACUGCCCAAUCUCCAGAUGUGAACCCUAUUGAAAACCUCUGGAAUGUCAUCAAGAGGAAGAUGGAUGGUCACAAACCAUCAGGUAAAGCUGAGCUGUUUGCAGAAAGAGUGGUAUAAAGUUCCCCAACAGCAGUGUGAGAAACUGGUGGAGAUCAUGGAGCCAGAACCCAUGCAGAUCGGGGUUAUUCCACCAAAUACUGAUCUCUUAAUGAUAUUUACACAAAACAUUAACACAAUCUGUUUACAAAUGAUUUACAUUUUAUUUUAUUUGAGUUAUUAAAGCUCUGCAUGAUCUUGGGUUAUUUUGAUGUGAUGUCAUUUCCUUUAAAUAUACACUCGAAACUUGAAACUGAUUAUUUUGCAGUAGUCUCUUAUUUUUAUCCAGAGCUGUACACACAUACACACACACACACACACACACAAUACACACAUACAAAAUACACACACAAACACACACAAUACAUGCAUACAUACACAUACACACACACACACACAAACACACAAUACACACAUACAAAAUACACACACAAUACACACAUACAAAAUACACACACAAACACACACAAUACACACAUACAAAAUA
Hemibagrus wyckioides is the source of this 2113-nucleotide messenger RNA. RefSeq names its product G protein-coupled receptor 63 (gene gpr63). Gene Ontology annotation, biological process: G protein-coupled receptor signaling pathway. The transcript has 2 exons. The record is from RefSeq and is a predicted model, not a curated record. Gene Ontology annotation, cellular component: membrane. Gene Ontology annotation, molecular function: G protein-coupled receptor activity. NCBI's taxonomy places the organism in Eukaryota, Metazoa, Chordata, Actinopteri, Siluriformes, Bagridae. The coding region runs from base 348 to 1481 and encodes 377 amino acids.